GUGGAACUCAGAGAGUAUAUAAACACGAAGCCACCUUGCAACAGUUCAGUCUGCCACGACCAAGCAAAGAGGGGCUUUCGCCGAGAACCCACCACACGACUAAGGAGGAUCCUCGACAUCGACAGAGUGUUCUCAGUAAGUUAGGUGUGACUGACUGACAAUGGACAAGAUGUCCAUACUGAUGGUGUGUUUGAUGGCCGCCUUGUCGGAGGCUGCAUUACACGAGUUUUCUCUUCAGAAUGUACUUGACAACGCUGAACUCAUGGAUCAUGCGAGGAGAGUGGCGCGGGCUGCGGAUGCCGCUGGCUAUGAGAUCGCCACGUUGUACGGAGAGAGCCUGGAGUCUGGAGAACACAGACGCCUCACCAAGAGAGACGUUGAAGACCACGUCGCCAGUCCGUCGUCAAAGUCCAGAAACUUCGAGCUUCUCCUCACUUCCGGAGAGAGACUACACAUGUCACUUCAGAAGCGGCAAGUUCUAUGCCCAAACCUGAAAGUGGUGGAGCGCUUGGAGAACGAAACGAUAAUCAGUCGCCCAUUGAUCAAAGACUGCUUCUUCAGUGGCCUUCUGAGGGACAAGUCUGGCUUCGCUUCACUGUCGCUGUGUGAUGGAAAUGUGGUUGGAGCCAUUCAGUCAAAAGACCGUAACUUCCAGUUACUUCCACUUCCGGAAGAUUUCACCCGCAAAUUUCCCUUUCUGCACGUGCUGCUUACGUGGUCAAAUACAACCGAUAACCAAGAUUCUAGCCCCGUAGACAACUUUGUAGACGUGUCUAAAGAUGAAGUGAAUAAAUUAGAGGAUGAAGAAGCAAACAACGAAAAAGUCAAGAGGUCAGUACGCGACAGGAAGGUGACGAUAGAGGUGGGCGUCUACUUGGAUGUACACUUCUUAAACAAAGUAUCGGAAAAACAUCAAAUCUCCUCAAACCAGCAGCUUACAGACUUCAUCGCUCAAAAAUGGAGUGGUAUUGCCGGUGUGCUGCACAACCCCUCUCUGGUCGGGUGGGACAUCACGAUCAAAGUCGUCAAUGUGGAGAUCUGGAGAAGCAACCCGUGGUGGUACCAAGACUCCACUCAAGAACUGGGAGAGCGUAUGCAGAGUGCGUGUGAAAACACCAUGGAUCAGCCUUUUGACUACGUUUCCAUCGAAACCUCUGAUACCGACCCACCUCGGAGGACGGGAGUAGCUUACGUGGGACAAAUGUGCAAUCCUCGAUAUCGCUGUGGUAUCACCAAGGGAGCCAACUUCAACUUCGCACCUGAGAUCCAUGAGAUGGGACAUAACAUGGGACUGAAGCAUGAUGACACGAUGUCUGAGUGUUCAAGACAGGAGAAAGGUUUCAUGUCUGCCAAGCAGAGUGUCUUCAGACCAUGCUACGCUAAAGUCCUCGACUACUCGCUCAGGGACAAGUCAUGCCUGUUUGAAGACAGCGUUGAUACCUCGAACUAUAAUCCGAUCAACCUAGAGUAACUUGAACAGAUUUGAAAUGGUCUUGGAUAGCCGUAGUCUGCCUCUCGCUGAAUGUUGUAAAAAUCAGUCAUUAAAACUUUGAAGAGAA
This is a messenger RNA of Pomacea canaliculata, 1559 nucleotides long. RefSeq names its product A disintegrin and metalloproteinase with thrombospondin motifs adt-1-like. Lineage: Eukaryota; Metazoa; Mollusca; Gastropoda; Architaenioglossa; Ampullariidae. The transcript has 13 exons. Bases 161 to 1471 code for a protein of 436 amino acids. Gene Ontology annotation, biological process: proteolysis. Gene Ontology annotation, molecular function: metalloendopeptidase activity. The record is from RefSeq and is a predicted model, not a curated record.